Messenger RNA from Beta vulgaris subsp. vulgaris (sugar beet), 1545 nucleotides. RefSeq lists its product as uncharacterized. The coding region runs from base 1 to 1545 and encodes 514 amino acids. The record is from RefSeq and is a predicted model, not a curated record. NCBI's taxonomy places the organism in Eukaryota, Viridiplantae, Streptophyta, Magnoliopsida, Caryophyllales, Amaranthaceae. The transcript is spliced from 6 exons.
AUGGCUCUUGGAGAGAAGCCAGAUCAUCCGGGUCGCUGUUACGGUUUUGGGGGUGUUAAUGUUGGCUAUACCAAGGCUUUUGAACACGUACCUCGUACGCACUAUAGGAGAUCGAUGAAGGAACAAGAGGAGGCACUCAUACAGAAAAUGAGUGAAAGGUGGAGGGAGGACAUUGCCACAUAUAUGCAGAAUGUGAUGAUUUCACCUUCACAUCCAUCUACCGGGCCAUAUUCUUCACCAUCUGGUGGGCCAUCUUCUUCUCAUGUACAACCACCUACUCAGCCACCUGGGCUCCGACUCAGCCUCCUAUUCCAACAUCUGCUUCACCAUUUCCUGGGCCAUAUUAUGGGCCAUCUCUUGGGCCAUACCCUGAGCCACCUCUUGGGCCAUCUCCUGGGCCACCUCUUGAGCCAUCUCCUGGGCCAUAUCUUGGGCCAUGUCCUGGGCCAUCUCCUGGGCCAUCUCCUGGGCCACCUCUUGGGCCACCUCCUCGACCAUCUCCUGGGCCAUCUCCUGGGCCACCUCUUGGGCCACCUCCUCGACCAUCUCCUUGGGCCAUCUCCUGAGGUAGCUGCUUCACAGCCCACUCAUCUACGUACUCCAUUAUCUGAAUCAGACACUCAUUCUCCUCAGCUGAAGGACGAGGUUCCAUGUCGAUUGUAUUUGGUAGAUCCAACUAGUGGAGAGACUUGUCUAGUGGCAGAUGCAUAUUCUUAUGCUUUUGAUGAGACCACUACAGUUCAUGGGUCUAGAAUGAUGAAUGAUCACCUGAAAGUGAAAAUUCAUCGAAUUAUAGAGAAAUAUGGUCAUUUGCCACUACCUGUUCCCGUCCCUGCAUAUGAGAUCGACACUACAGCUACUGCUUUGGGUACUUGGGUGCAAUGGCCAAAAAAUUUAGCACAAAUGUUAAGUGAUGAGGUUACACCGACACCUAAAAAACAAAAAGGGAUUUCGGAAGAGGCUGUUAGAUCUUCUAGCCAGUUGCAUUCAUCAGCCGGUUCGGCUUCUCAGUUUAGUCCAGUUAUCGACGAUCGAUCGUUCUUGGACUCCCUUACUGAGGACUGCAGGGAGUUAGCAGAUACGCUUGCCCUUGCCGUCGCAGACGAUGAUGCUGUUGGUGUUACCUUGCCGAGAUCCUUGUUCCAUUAUUUGACAGAUGAUGGCACCGCUUUUCUGACCAAGGAGGAUAUUGGUCAGUUUUUGAGAGGAGAAAUGAUUAAUAUUUCUAUUAUCCAAGUGUACAUAAGGGCUACGCAGUCGGACUUGGCUGGAUUUGGGGAUUCUAUUGGACGUGUUUGUUGGAUGUGUCCGCAAAGCACCGUUAUGGAGUCGCAUUCAUCAUCGGAGGAGGUAACAAAGUACAUUCUGCAUGCUAUGGUUGGAUGCGUCGAUGUAAAUGCUAGUAUCAUGUUCGCGCCAAUCUUUCAAGACCAACAUUGGAUGCUACUUGUCAUAUGUCCCUUGCCUGGGAUAGUUUAUAUCUUCGAUUCUGCCAGCUAUGACAAACAGCGGAAGUUAAAGCUUAAAUUGCCUAUGAUAGUGUAA